AUGGCUGACAAGAACUGUGCUGGGAAUGUACUGAAGAUUGCAGGCGCCAUCAUCUUGCCAAAUGUUGGGGGCGUGGUGAAUGGCAAAAUAACACGCAAUCACAUAAAGAACUGGUACGAGCAUCUGAAUUUUCCUUCAUUCCGACCACCCAACUGGCUGUUUGCACCCGUGUGGACUUCACUCUAUGCGGGCAUGGGCUAUGGCUCUUACCUGGUGUGGCGCGAUGGUGGCGGCUUCAGUGGAGAGGCACAACUGCCGCUGAUCGCAUAUGGAACUCAGCUGGCGCUUAAUUGGGCGUGGACACCGAUUUUCUUUGGCCAGCACAAUAUCAAGGGCGGACUUGUUGACAUUGUCGCACUAACAGCGGCAGCCGGCGCUUGUGGCGUGCUCUUCUAUCGCGUCAAUAAAACGGCCGGUCUUUUGUUUGUGCCCUACAUGGCUUGGUUGGGCUUUGCGACAGCCUUGAACUACGCGAUGUUGAAACUCAAUCCCGAAAAGAAGGAGGAAAGGAGUGAACAGCCAUCCACAUCGUCAGCGGAGCGCAAGCAGAAUUAAUAAUUAUUUUCUUUUUUUUUCAAAUUGUGUUUUUAUUUUCUCAAUAUAAAAUUGUAAUCGUCACAAAAUAUAAUCAAUUCGACAUUAUCGAUAAACUGCA
Messenger RNA from Drosophila nasuta, 655 nucleotides. It is a transcript of the gene Tspo, whose product is annotated as Translocator protein. Bases 1 to 555 code for a protein of 184 amino acids. Lineage: Eukaryota; Metazoa; Arthropoda; Insecta; Diptera; Drosophilidae. The transcript is spliced from 2 exons. The record is from RefSeq and is a predicted model, not a curated record. Gene Ontology annotation, cellular component: mitochondrial outer membrane.